Penicillium maclennaniae is the source of this 1089-nucleotide messenger RNA. RefSeq lists its product as uncharacterized. The record is from RefSeq and is a predicted model, not a curated record. The transcript has 4 exons. NCBI's taxonomy places the organism in Eukaryota, Fungi, Ascomycota, Eurotiomycetes, Eurotiales, Aspergillaceae. Bases 1 to 1089 code for a protein of 362 amino acids.
AUGCUUGGGCUGUCGCACCGAGGUCCGCAGCCCGCGAAAAUGCUAGCGAUUGCCCUUACGGCCCUGUUAAGUAGCCCCCUCGGUGUCCAGGGCCUAAGAACUACAUCGGGCUCUCCCUACUCGCAAUACGACCAGACCAAAGGUCGCGAUUUCGAAGACUGCAUCAAGUGCGAGUUGGAAAGCACCUAUGUCGAUCGCCUAUCGGGUGAAUCCGAUGUCAACUGGGGUCUCUAUAACCUCCGCUUCGCUUUCACAACGUGUGUCUUCGGGUAUCCCGCAGUGGUCACAAAUCAGACCUCGCAAUGCCCAGUCGCAUGCGCGGGGAUCGAGCCCGCCGUGGAAAUCAACCUGUUAGAUCCUACCGCAGACAAUUUCCAAGACUGGUGCAAGAGUACCGCCUUUGCCGAUAACAUCAUCAACACCUGCGAAUUCUGCUAUAACCUGACCUCCGAAGCCGUGAAUCCCGGUACAACUGGCGGGCAGGUAUACCUCGCAAAUUUCCUCGAAUCCAUCCGCUACAACUGCCACUACAGCGCAACAAUCGGCUCCCCAUUCGACAUCUCCCCUUCUCGAAUCUUCACCGAAGUCCUCCUGCCUUCCUCCAUGUCCCUCUCCACAGCCACCGCCUCCUCAGGUGGUGUUAAUCUGGGCUUGGUGAUCGCCCUUCCAGUUCUAGGCUUCAUCAUCAUCCUCAUCGUCCUAGCCACAUGCUGCUUCUUUUUCAUCCGGUACCGUCGCAAGCGCGUCCGCCGAAACCGAUACCAGAGCCAUCUUUAUGAGCGAUGGAACAAUCCCGCCAGCGGCUCACCGCAUAACCAAGGUGGUUGGGGCUGGGCAGGUCAGCCCGCGUACUCGGAUCAUGACCAGGCGGCUGGAGCAGCGGCGUAUGGGCAUGGGCUGGGCUUCGGUUUUGUUGAUAACGAUGGACAUGCGCGUGAGGUUGGGUAUGGGUAUGACCACUCACAAGCCAAGACUGGCUUCCAGCAUGGAAUCAGUGAGGCGCCGUUGCCUGAGACGUGGCAGCCCGAGAUCAAUGUAUAUGGAGAGGCCCGACAUGGGUAUCCGCCUGAUCAAAAGCAUGCACUGUAA